This is a messenger RNA of Pelobates fuscus (common spadefoot toad), 2567 nucleotides long. RefSeq names its product spindle and centriole associated protein 1 (gene SPICE1). Gene Ontology annotation, cellular component: centrosome; spindle; centriole. The transcript is spliced from 18 exons. Gene Ontology annotation, biological process: mitotic spindle assembly; regulation of centriole replication; metaphase chromosome alignment. Lineage: Eukaryota; Metazoa; Chordata; Amphibia; Anura; Pelobatidae. Bases 147 to 2498 code for a protein of 783 amino acids. The record is from RefSeq and is a predicted model, not a curated record.
GUUACCGGAAGUGAUGGAUCCAUGCAGUUCCGGCGGGGAUCGGGGAUGUUGAAGCGGUAAUAUUAAACUGGCAGACAUUAGGAGUAGCCGACAGCGAGAGAGACCGCCUGAGGUAACAGGAGAGACAGCGAGAGAGACCGCCUGAGAUGUCAUGUCUAAGAUAUCACCGUGCUCCAAGAGGUCAAUCCAUUGUGAAACCCAGAAAGAAGACCCAUGUAAAAAAGGAAUGGGAUAAUUCAGUUCAAGAUCUUAACAUCCAUAGACCAACCCCUGAAGAGCUGGUCCAACGGCACGAAAUCCACAAAUCAAAAAACCAAUGGCUUGCCCACUGGGAACUUCAAAAGAAAUCCCUGAAGAAACCAAGCAAGAAACAGAAUCGAGAAACCCCUGAACGCUGGGCAGAGAGGCGAUAUGAUAUCAUGAGGAAGAUCCUCCAGGAUGAGUAUAAUAUCAAGGAUGUGUUGGAGGAUUCAGACAGAACACUGGCUGUUGUGAAGGAUUUAUUUGGAGAUGCUCCGCGUAGACGUGCAGGAGAUCCUAACGUGACACUGGCACCAUCCUGUGACCUGGAGUCCUCCCAAGGCCCUAUUGUUUGGAGGAAGGAUCCACCCACACGUCUUUCCAUCCUGAGUCAGUCUAUCAUGGAUUCACAGGCUCUGAAUGAAAUGGAGCAGUCAUUUAGCCAUUCAGAGCAGAGUGAAGAUGGGCAGGAAGCCUCUGUAAAUUAUCAAUCCAAGCUGCACAUAAAGAGGGAUCCAAAGGUAUUGAAUGGAGAGCCGGCAAUGACCAAAGAUCUGCUGUGGGGCAAGAAAAGGCUGGUGGAAGGAGAAUUUGUAACACCGUGUAAAGCAGGUGACCCCCUUCCGCACGGUCAGAGAGCAUUGAAUGCUACCACAGCUGUGAAGAAGGUGAAGUCACGGCUUGCAGUGGAAGAACCACAAGAGCAGAAUGAAUCUGGUUCCAUGUUUGGCCAUGUUCUCAAUACACAGCAGGACACGGACAAGAGAUGCCACGUCAGAGGAAAGAAAAAGCACUCUGCUGCCACAGAGUUGUCCAGCUGCAAUACAUCCAGCCUGGACAUCCUAAACCAAAUGACACGGGACGUGGAGCUGAAACUGGAAGAGUAUGAAAAACAGACAGGACGUGAUGUGACACCUGUUCCAAAAGCCCAAGGACUUACAGGGUUCACAUUUUCACUUGUGAACUCUGUAAGACGAUUGGUGUUUUACUUAAAGGAGAGUGACCGACAGCUGCAGCAGGAGGUCCAAGAACGGCAAUGUUUGCAACGUGAGCUGGAGGACCAGCGGAUAUUGAUCGAUGCCUUAACAGCUGACGUUAUUUCAAUAAAGAAAGGAAUUCUGUCUGAUCACUCAGAAAUGCAAGAGAAUCUCUUUACUCUCAAAGACCCAUUUGGAAAUAUCCCUGUGACUGACCCAAGACCAGCUUCCCAUCUAAUCCGUUCAGAGCCUGUAGAAGAAAACAACUUGCUGGCUGCCCCUAGUAUUCCCGCAGUAGACACAAUUGGGGAAUUGCCAAAACACAACACAACCAUUGCCUACCAAUCAUUGCUUCAAACGAAAAAUCCUAGGGAAGGAUCUGCCAUUCCAUCACAUGUUUUCCAACAAGCUGUCAUGCUAUCACCUCCCCGACAGCAGUCACGGGGGCAAUUCAGGGUUCACCCAUCAGAGAAAACCGUUGUGCAGAGAAACACAGUAUCUGGAACCAAUCCCAAUCAAGACCUUCCUGAAUUCAAACACUUUCCAUUAACUGCAGAUCAUGUGAGUCCUCCAAGAGCAGUUACCAGAGUAUGGACAGAAUCGCAGGACCGUGACCGAUUGGUCAGUGUUGCAACUUCCCAGGAAGUAUCUCAAACAGACCAUCCUGCCAAAGAGCCACAGAACAGGAAUUUAAUAACCGAUGAGGAAAGCAACAGAUCCUGCACAGAGCUUUCUGACCUCUUGGGACGUAUGGCUGAACUGACACAGGAGAACUCUGCUCUGAAAUCUCAUCUCAAACAGGUUACCAAACCCACGGGCAAACACGAUUCUCCUGUGGGUCAAACCAAAACGGCUAGUCCUCUAGGUCCUGAUACAGGCAGUGGAACAAAGGCCGGCGUGCCCGGAGCUGUUCACACUAGUCUGGAGAGCAGGAUUGCUGAGCUGAACCGACAGAGUGCAGAGGCGAGAGAAAAGCUCCUACAACUCAUUGACCAACAGAAGCAAGCCUCCAUAUUAUCACCAGAAAUUUCACCAAUCCCUCCACAGCCUAGCACAGGAAGGAGAUUAGAGGUGUCAAUCCCUAUGCCUUGUCUGAACGAUUCCUCCCUGGAAGAGACUCCUUCUCCAGCCAGCAGAGGCAGCAGCAGAAGCUUACCAAACAGGUCAGGAUCUUCUUCACAAAGCUCAGGGGCAGGGAAACCUCAGAUUGCUGGGCACUGGUCCAAGGCUGGACGAGAGAAGGGCGAGGGAUGGUUUGCGCUGACUGCACAUGUCUGCUAAUAUCUGAGAUUUUCUGGGUCCACCCACUGCGUGCCAAGGAAAUCCCUUGUAUAUAACUAUUUAAUUCAA